AGUCAUGACUUACGAGUUCUACAUCUCGAAUUUUCUCCGUCGCGUGGUUCAGAAUAGUACACUUCACGCGGUUUUCCACCUGACCAAUGUCAAGAGCGCAGCAUCUGAAAAAUUUUUUUGGCGUCUCAUGAUCUGGUCAUCAGUUUUAUCUGCCCUGUUUUUGGUAGCUCUUUUCUGGAUUCGCUACUUAACCAAUCCAACAGUAAUCACCUUGGACCGCAAUUAUCACGAAUGGAAUACAACGUUUCCCAGCUUGACCAUUUGUUUCCAUGAUCGAAUGAAUGCAACUGCUCGGGAUGAAUUAAUUGACCGAUUGAAACCAAAUGAUACUAAAAAGUUGGAACGAUUUCUAGAUUUAUUAGUUUCAACUGAUAUUUUUAGUGUGGGUGAAUUGGCAGAAUACGAUGAGUAUAGUGAAAUGGAUUUUAAGCUGAUCUUGAAUCAACUCACAAACGUGAUUAAUAGGAAAGUGAUUUUGGGGAAUGAUAUCGAAGCGAAGUUCUAUCGCGUAAUCACGGAAAUGGGAAUUUGCUACUCUUUCAAUUCGGACAUUAUACAUCUUAUAUCAUCGGAAGGCUUAGGAAUAUACAAUCCAGCGAACGAGCUGGUGGAAAUUAAUAUCGUCGAGCGCGAGACUACAGCCUCCUUGAGAAAUUUAACGUCAAACGGAGAUAUCUUCUAUCACGGACCAUUCGAUGCGCCGUUGAUUCUAAAACGAUUCAAAGUCCACACCUCAGCAUCAGCUUUUCUAACAAUGACAUUCAAACCUGUGACCGUUACAGCAGAUUUCACAAUACAAGAUUUGUACGUGCAGCAGCGUAACUGUAGAUUCCGACAUGAAUCAAACUUAGAUUUCUUCCCGAGUUAUUAUUCCAAUAAUUUGUGCAUACUGGAGUGUAGAUUGAAAUUCUUUAUACAGUUUUGCGGUUGCAUACCUCAUUUUUACAACCUAGCAGUUAGAGUACCAAUUUGUCGGCUGAAACAACUUAAAUGUUUGAUGGAUAAUCACAAUAACAUCACCCGAAGUUUAUCGUCCUGCGUUUGUCUGAAAGAUUGUCACUCGAUUAGUUUCACACUCCAGAACUACGUUCUAUUCGAUUGGUUUAAUGACCCACUAAUAAAAUGGGAUAUGGAUGUUCCAAAAGUUCGCUACAGUCGAAGAAUAAUCUAUGGGUUCGUGGAUGCAGUUGCUUCUACUGGAGGAAUUGCCGGGUUGUUCUUUGGGGCGAGCGUGAUUACAGUUAUAGAACUCAUUUUUCUAUUUAUUAAAACUUCACUAAAGUCAUUGGAAAGUUACAGGAAGAAACAAAAGCACCCUUCCGAGCAGAAUAUUCAUUUAAAGAUAAAGAUAAAUUGUCAUAAGAAGUAA
Molecule: messenger RNA, 1369 nt
Organism: Toxorhynchites rutilus septentrionalis
Lineage: Eukaryota; Metazoa; Arthropoda; Insecta; Diptera; Culicidae
Product: sodium channel protein Nach-like
Exons: 6
Coding region: 5-1369 (454 amino acids)
Biological process (GO): sodium ion transmembrane transport
Cellular component (GO): membrane
Molecular function (GO): ligand-gated sodium channel activity
Source: RefSeq, a predicted model, not a curated record